Molecule: messenger RNA, 3323 nt
Organism: Dreissena polymorpha
Lineage: Eukaryota; Metazoa; Mollusca; Bivalvia; Myida; Dreissenidae
Product: molybdopterin synthase catalytic subunit-like
Exons: 7
Coding region: 385-840 (151 amino acids)
Biological process (GO): Mo-molybdopterin cofactor biosynthetic process
Cellular component (GO): cytosol
Molecular function (GO): molybdopterin synthase activity
Source: RefSeq, a predicted model, not a curated record
UGAAACUACUGACCUUACGGGUUAGUGAGAUGUUUUUAAAUUUCCCCACCUAAUCGAACUUCUACUAGCGAUCAAUGCGCACGCGCGAUACACCAGCGUUAUCAACAUCCGGAUGGGUGAACUUGUUAAGAUCACAGUUUUGUUUUUUGCAAAGAGUCGUGAACUUGUUGGAAAUAAAUCAUCAGAAUUGGAAGUUAAAUCUGAUGUACGACCCACUGAUCUCUUACAAAGCAUUAUUUCAAAACACAACAGUCUACAAAUUUUGUCGGGGAGUCUGCUGUUGUCGAUAAAUGAGGACUAUGUAGAUAUCAAUAGUGAGGAGAUUGUUUCACUGAAGUCCGGCGAUACUGUUGCUGUCAUACCCCCAAUCAGUGGAGGAUAGAGAUGGACUCGGUUGAUGUAACAACAGAACCGAUCUCUGUGGACCACCUCACACAGCUAGUGUCUUCACCAAAAUGUGGGGCCAUAUCCAUGUUUCUUGGCACAACCAGGGACAACUUCCAAGGCAAGAAUGUCAUACAGCUGGAGUAUGAGGCAUAUGAACCAAUGGCCCGCAAAGAAAUGCAGAAAAUAUGUGCAGAAAUCCGGGAACAGUGGAGCGUCGAAAACAUUGCCAUUGUCCACAGAAUUGGGGUGGUACCAGUGAUGGAGGCGAGUGUUGCUAUCCUGGUGUCCUCUCCACAUCGAAGUGAAUCCCUGGCUGCUGUAGAGUAUGGCAUCAACAAACUCAAGGCCACUGUCCCCAUAUGGAAGAAGGAGCUGUAUGAUGAUGGAACUUGUUCCUGGAAACAGAACUCUGAAUGUUGUCAUGUGUCCAACAAACAUGCAAACACAUCCUGAAAAAUGAUGUUGGGUUAGGGUCAUAUGAUCUUAGGAAACAGUUGCUUCGAGAAAAACAAUACUAGUCCAUUGAAAUCAUGUAUAUAUGAUAUAUCAACAUGGUAAUCAGAAACCUUAUUAUUAUCAUAGAAUAGACUUGUUGGUGUUGAUUAUUUACUUAAGGUGAAGUCAUUUCUGGAUAUUUUAAAAUAACUGCGCUUUGGGAAAACAGGGCUUGAUGCAUGUUUAUGAAGUAAAGUCUCCGAUAAGCCUGUGCAAUCCAAACAGACUAAUAAUAGACAAGACUGUUGAAAGGGUGUCAUGGUCUUAAGAACAACCCUGUUUAGGUGGAAAGAGUUAUCCCUGAUUAGCCUGAGUGGUCUGCCCAGGCUAAUCUGUAAUGAUAGUUUAAGCAUAUGAGUCGUGUUCUGAGAAAAACUGGGCAUAAUGCAUGUGCGUAAAGUGUCGUCCCAGAUUAGACUGUGCAAUCCGCAUAGACUAAUCAGGGACGACACUUUCCGCUUUUAUGACAUUUUUCGUUUAAAUGAAGUCUCUUAGCAAAAAUCCAAUUUAGGCGCAAAGUGUUGUCCCUGAUUAGCCUGUGCGAACUGCACAGGCUAAUCUGGGACGACACUUUACGCAAAUGCAUUAAGCCCAGUUUUCUCAGAAUGCGACUCAUAAUGUCCUGUUUUCCCAGAGCAAGGCUCACAUAUAUUGCAUUUAGUGUGAAAUGUUUUUUAUUCUGCGAAAAACAUCUAUGUUCUUUUCUAUUUAAUUUCAAAUACAAUCAGUACCUCAUUUUCCCCCGAGUUAUGUUGUUCAGAGUAUAUUUGUUGAAAGAGUUAUUGUAUUUUAAAAUUAAAUGUAAUUCUACAUAUUAAUGACGGUACUUAUGCAAUAUGUUAAGUCUUUUUUGCUGCUGUGAAGUUGAUAACUUGUGAUGUUGAAUAUGAUUCAUUAUUUUGUAUCCAUGUUUUCAUAUACUGGUAAAUUGUUCCUAAAUAUCUGUAUAUUUGUAUUCAUAAAACCAUUCGGCUGUUGAAAUACUUAAUGGUGAGAUAAAUAUUUCAAAACAAUAUUAUACUAAUGUUACUUUUAAUUUUUCUUCAUUGAUUUUCUGUUUUGUUUUUUUUAGUUGAUUAACAUAGCUUUUAUAUUCUACAACUUAUGUUCUAAUUUCACUGUCCAAUUACUACGUUUUUUAGCUCAACUUAUAUAUAUUAAACAUAUAGUGGAGCUAUCCUACUCACCCUGGCAUCGGCGUUAGCGUGAGUGUUAGCGUGAGCGUUUGAAUGUUAAAGUUUGCUUACCACCUUAAAUAUUUUCUAUUUCCCUUGACAUAUUGCUUUUAUAUUUUGCAUACUUCUUUACCAACAUGACCACAAUCUAAACAUGGUAAAAAAAACCCAAAUAUUUAUUUAUUUUAUUUUUGAAGGAAGUACUAUCCCACACAAGCUAUUGCUAUUAAACUUUAAAUAAAAUCUUAUUAGCUUGUUUUAUGUCUUUACAAAUGUUCAAUAGAUUUUGGAAAAUAUACCUGAACUCAGAAUCGUUUAAAAAGUACAACUUCUUUAAAACAUAAGCGUUCAAUAUGCUUCAAUUAUGGUCCUCUUCCAGUUAGAAUAUGACUAUAUUACCUUGACCUUAUUGAAUAUGAACAAUUUCUUCAUGAUGGCUUACGUUAUACUGUCAAGCACUUGAAUAGUAGAGCGUGCUGUCUUUUGACAGCUCUUGUUCUAUUUCUUUUGCCUUAUGACCAAUCUUAUUAUAUUUCUGAACAUGCCCUUUACACAUAUUUUAUGCUGUUUUAUCUUUCAUGAGUUAUGACUGUGUUCUUAGAGUCCAGUCCACAACAUAUCAUUCAAAUUUUCAGUUCAAUGACCUUGGUCUUACGUUUCCAGUCCAAUGACACAAGGUCUAAGUUUCCUGUCAAAUGGCACAAGGUCUUAAGUUUCCUGUCAAAUGACACAAGGUCUUAAGUUUCCUGUCCUAUGACACAAGGUCUUAAGUCUCCAGUCCAAUUACAUAACAUAUUUAGCACCUGAAUUACUCCCACUCCCACCUCAACCACCCUUUGUCCAAGAUUGUUGUCACCUUUCAACAUUUGACAAAUUUAAGAUGUUAUUCAUAGGUCAUGUUGGCAUAAUUGAUCCAGCAUGGAAGGAAUUUCAAAGAAUACAAACGCUAUCUAUGGCAAACUGGUGUGUUGUUUGCUAGAACUUGACCCUGUGUCUUUGCAGGGUGUGUUUUCUACAUCAUUUAAAAUAUAAAAUGCAACUAAUUACUGUAUUUAAGUAAGAUAUUUUAAUACAUUUAAACUUUAUAGAUACUUGUUAAAGACCUUGCUCCAUCCAGUAUAUAAGCCAACAUGCUAAGCCCUCCCGGACACUUGACAUCGUACUAUUUUAUCAACAUAAGGCUUUAUAUUUGAUGUCUUUUAAGAAAUACAAGUGCCAAAUUUAUUUAAGUGCGAAGCAAUUCAUAUCAUUAUAUAACGAAAUUCA